Ostrea edulis (European flat oyster) is the source of this 1360-nucleotide messenger RNA. Its product is annotated as sulfotransferase 1B1-like. The record is from RefSeq and is a predicted model, not a curated record. NCBI's taxonomy places the organism in Eukaryota, Metazoa, Mollusca, Bivalvia, Ostreida, Ostreidae. Gene Ontology annotation, biological process: sulfation. Gene Ontology annotation, cellular component: cytoplasm. Gene Ontology annotation, molecular function: sulfotransferase activity. The coding region runs from base 65 to 949 and encodes 294 amino acids. The transcript is spliced from 6 exons.
AUAAACGCUAUGCAAACACACGUUCGUCUAUAACUAAGUCUACUUCACAGUCGAAAACUAUAAGAUGAGUAGAAAAGAUGUUACAGAUCCCAGUGGCAAAGUGGUGAUGCAGGUUGUGGAAUAUAAUGGAGUUUUCUUUUCUGUCAGCUACAUGGGCAACAUAGUGGAACAACUCAAACAGUUAAAAGACAUGAUAUUCAGGGACAGCGAUGUCUGUGUGAUUUCUUACCCCAAAUCUGGUACGCAUUGGUGUUAUGAAGUGGUGUGCAUGUUGAGAAAUAACUCUUCUGAGUACCACGACACGAUGCCCCCUCUUAUCGAAUUGUUUCCCGUGGAGAAACUUCAGCAGGUUUCCGAUGGUGUUUAUGUGUCCCAUUUGACGCCCCAACACAUGCCGAAUAAUUUCAUGGCCAGGAAAUGUAAACUCAUCAAUAUCUACCGGAAUCCAAAGGAUCUUGCUGUAUCAUAUUUCAAUUUCGUGAAGAAAACAAAACCUGGGGAGUUGAUGAAGGAUAUGGAAUUUGACGUCUUCUUCGAUAUGUAUUGGAGAGGACAACUUUGCAGGUGUCCCUGGACAAAAUAUGUAAAAGCAUGGACUAAUUUUGAGGAGGAAAAUCCAUCACACCCUAUCUUAAAUCUCUGCUAUGAAGACAUGAAAAAGGACCUUAAGGCACACGUAAAAAAGAUAGCUGACUUCCUGAAACUAGAAACUAGUGACGAAUUGAUCAGUGAAAUUGCGAAUGCGUGCGAAUUUAAGGCAAUGUCCGACUAUAAGAACAGAAACAUCCCCGCGGUUUUGAGCAUUGUGACUGAUGUAAAAGAUGAACACGUGUUCUAUAGGAAAGGUGAAGCAGGAGAAUGGAAGAAUUGGCUGAAGGUUGCCCAGAGUGAGGCAGUGGAUACAGCGGUGGAGGCCGCAAAAAUUCCUCUAGAAAUCAAGUACACCUAGAGAACGAUGAGGCAUUUCUGAAAGAGAAAAAAAUUGUGGAUUUAGUGCACAUGGAAAAAUAAUACGGAACUAUACAAUUUUCAAACUUCUGUAACAUUACAUGUACAUUGGAAUUUUGUCAAUCUAAUCCAGAAGGAAAGUGGAACACAAAUGUCAUUUAUCAUUUCGUUUGAAAUAUAAUUUUAUUGCUGUACUGACAUAUUUCAAAGUAGCAUUUAAGUCAUGCUGCUGGAAGAUAUACUUCAAAUGUAUCCUUUUGGAGUACAUUGUAAAUUAUAUCAUAACGGAAUCACUUAUUAAUAUAUUAGAAAUAUUUCUAUAGAGAGGCAGGAUCAAUUUGGUGUAUCUGGAAAUGUAUUGAUGAUACAUGUAUAUUUGAAUAAAAAAUAAUAUAUUUUGUUAUAAAAUCCA